Sciurus carolinensis (gray squirrel) is the source of this 411-nucleotide messenger RNA. RefSeq names its product dolichyl-diphosphooligosaccharide--protein glycosyltransferase subunit 4. The coding region runs from base 43 to 156 and encodes 37 amino acids. Lineage: Eukaryota; Metazoa; Chordata; Mammalia; Rodentia; Sciuridae. Gene Ontology annotation, cellular component: oligosaccharyltransferase complex. The transcript has a single exon. The record is from RefSeq and is a predicted model, not a curated record.
UUAUAAAGAGUAAAGAUUGGGAGCCGAGCCGAGCUGGUCAGGAUGAUCACGGACGUGCAGCUCGCCAUCUUCGCCAACAUGCUGGGCGUGUCGCUCUUCUUGCUUGUGGUUCUCUAUCACUAUGUGGCGGUCAACAAUCCCAAGAAACAGGAAUGAAAGUGGCGCUUUCUCCGCCCCAGGGUUCCAGGACAUAGGCUGAGGCAAGAUGGAGGGUGUGAGGGGCCUUCACACUUCACUUCAUCCCUUCUACCCAUCACAACAUACAAAGCAACUACACCUGGAUUUUUCCAAACAACUUUUAUUUCCUCAAAGUCUUCCUUAACCCUAUGGAACAAGAAGCUGCCACUGAAUAGGGCCCAGUAUAGGGGCUGCUUUUCUACUCCCUCCCCUCCCCCCAAUACAAAAAUAUAU